UUUGUGCCAUUAAACUGGGGUUAACUAUUUUUUUUCUCUUUUUUUGUCCUUAGACCUGAUGGCACUGAAAGAUGAGACUGAAGUACUGAAUGAAAUGGAAGGGAAUGACCAAUAUAACAAUCAGCAUGUUUUCGUUACUGGAGAAAAGUCCUCACGAGAAAUGGCUAAAAAAAACAGGGCUAUAAGUCAUUUCAGCUACAAUCAAACAGGAAGCUUUAACAGGCACAUGGAAAUUCACACUGAUAAGCCUUACAUGUGCCCUCAGUGUGGAAAUAGUUUCAAACAGAGAGGACACCUUAAAGACCACAUAAGAAUUCACACUGGAGAGAAACCUUUCACCUGCGAACAUUGUGGAAAAAGUUUCACCCGAAAAGGAAUCCUUAACAAGCACAUGCAAACUCACACUGGAGAGAAGCCUUACUCUCAGUGUGGAAAGACAAUCCACAAGAGAGUUUACACUGGAGAGACCCCUUUCACCUGUCAACAGUGUGGGAAAAGUUUCAACCAAAAAGGAAACCUAAAUUACCACAUGAAAAUUCACACUGGAGGUAAGCCUUUCACCUGCAAACAAUGUGGAAAAAGUUUCAAUCAAAAAGGAAACCUUCAUAGGCACAUGAGGAUUCACACUGGAAAGAAGCCUUACACCUGCCAGCAGUGUGGAAAGAGUUUUGAUCAACAUGUACACCUUAAAGUCCACAUGAGACUUCACACUGGGGAGAAGCCUUACACCUGCCAGCAGUGUGGAAAAAGUUUCACCCGAAAAAGAAACCUUAAUUUCCACAUGAAAAUUCACAUUGCUACCAGUGUGGAAUACGUUUCACUCCUGCUCCAGCUCAGCGUCUCUCCUCCUCAGAUCAUUGAUCUCCUGCUCCAGUUCCUCCAGUCGUCCUUCAGCUCGACUCACUGCAGUCUUUUCCUGAUCUCUGAUCCGCUGUGUCGCCUCAGAGCGGCUUCUCUCAAUGGAGCGGAUGAGCUCAGUGAAGAUCCUCUCACUGUCCUCCACUGCUACUCACCUUAUGAGACGCCACAGCCUCUCUCAGCUGCUGAAGAUCUUUCUCUCUCUGCUGGAUCCUCUGCUGGAACGACCUCUGCGUCUCCUUCAGCUGGUGCUAAAGGACAAACCAAUGUGACUCUGGCAGUAAGAGUUCAGACACCCCAGACAAGACUUGAUGGCUUUGUGUUUUCUUCCAGUACAGACGUCACACUGAACAUCUCCAGCUCCAGCGUAACAGUCAGCAGGAAGUUUACGCUUCUUCAGUUUCUCCACCACUUCAGCCAGCAUGAUGAAACCGUGCCAAGUGGAGUGGUUGAACCUGAUAAAGAGGAUGUGAAGAAUAACAAGAAAAUCAUCAUCCACCUGAUGGCACUGAAAGAAGAGAAUCAAGAAAAACAUGAAAUAGAAGAGAAAGAUCAAUAUAAGGGACAUGAUUUCAUGGAUGUAGAAAAAUCCAUACAGACUAAAACAUCUUCAUCACGAACAAUAGUUCAGAAGACCAAAUCUAACAGUAACUUCACCUGCUCUCAUUGUGGAAAGAGUUUCAAACUCAAACGUGACUGUAUAACCCACAUGAGAGUUCACACUGGAGAGAAGCCUUUCACAUGUGAUCAGUGUGGAGAGUGUUUCAGUCAGAGAGCAAACCUUAAAUCCCACACAAAGAGAAAACACUCGGCAUUAGUCACACACCACUACGUCACACGUAACAUCAACAACAAUGGCGGACUAUAUGAUUGUGAUCGUGCUGCAGAAGCUACUGAGCCUUUACUAAAGCAAAAUCUUCUGCUCCUAUGCUACUACGUUUUCGCUUUAGACCUGAUGGCACUGAAAGAAAAGAAUCAAGAACUGAAUGAAAUAGAAGAGAAAGAUCAAAAUGAAAGGGAUGAUUUCAUGGAUAUACAAAAAUCCAUACAGACUGAAACAACUUCAUCACUAACAAAAGUUCAGAAGACCAAAUCUAACAGUAAAUUCACCUGCUCUUAUUGUGGAAAGAGUUUCACUCGAGGACAUAACCUUACAUACCACAUAAGAAUUCACACUGGAGAGAAGCCUUUCAUAUGUCAUCAGUGUGGAAAGAGUUUCAGACUUCAAUCAACCUGUGAUUCACACGUGAAAAGUCACACAGAACUGAAAGACUUCACAUGCCAACAGUGUGGAAAAGGCUUCAUUCACAUGGGAAACCUUAAUUCCCACAUGAGAGUUCACACUGGAGAGAAGCCAUUCACAUGUGAUCAGUGUGGAAAGAGCUUCAAAAAGAAAGUAUCCCUUAAUUCCCACAUUCAGAGAAAACAUUCAGGAGAGAACUCAGUAAACCUCAACUCUCAUACGAGGACUGCAGUGAAGCCUUUCACCUGCAAACAGUGUGGGAAGAGCUUCAAAUAUGAUGCACUUUUUGAUUCCCACAUGAAAAGUCACACUGGAGAGAAGCCUUUCACCUGCAAACUCUGUGGGACUAGGUUUGCACACAAAGGAGGUCUUAAGUCACACAUGUCAAUUCACACUGGAGAGAAGCCAUUCACAUGUGUUCAGUGUGGAAAGAGUUUCAGACUUAAAGCAACCCUUGAUUCACACAUGAAAAGUCACAGUGGUAAGAGUCCUUACACCUGCAAACAGUGUGGGAAGAGCUUCUCAUAUAAAAGAACGUUUAAUGCCCACAGGAGAGUUCACACUGGUGAGAGUCCUUACACCUGCAAACUGUGUGGAAAGAGCUUCUCACAAAAUGGAAAUCUUACGGCUCACAUGAAAACUCACACUGGAGAGAAGCCAUUCAUGUGCCUUUAAUGUGGUAAAUGUUUUACACGUGCAAUAACCCUUACUUACCACUCUAGGCUUCACUGAAGAGAGAACUUUUAAUUGUCAUCAGUGUGGAAAGAUUUUCAGUCAGAAAAUCUCACUUGAGGUUCACAUGAGGCUUCACACUGGAGAGAAACCUUUC
Messenger RNA from Rhinichthys klamathensis goyatoka, 2930 nucleotides. RefSeq names its product zinc finger protein 721-like. Gene Ontology annotation, biological process: regulation of DNA-templated transcription. The record is from RefSeq and is a predicted model, not a curated record. Bases 59 to 2776 code for a protein of 905 amino acids. Gene Ontology annotation, molecular function: DNA-binding transcription factor activity, RNA polymerase II-specific; RNA polymerase II cis-regulatory region sequence-specific DNA binding. Lineage: Eukaryota; Metazoa; Chordata; Actinopteri; Cypriniformes; Leuciscidae. The transcript is spliced from 9 exons.